Messenger RNA from Caenorhabditis sp. 36 PRJEB53466, 1035 nucleotides. The record is from the annotation of a GenBank genome assembly. Lineage: Eukaryota; Metazoa; Nematoda; Chromadorea; Rhabditida; Rhabditidae.
AUGGCCGCCCGAAACACUGGAGCCGCUCGCGCGGGAGGACCCAACAGGACGUGCCAGUUCAAGCUCGUUCUCCUCGGAGAAAGUGCCGUUGGUGAGUUACGAAAAACGACUGAAACGGUUGAACAAACACUACAUCAUUAUGAAAUCGGUAUUUUUGUUUGAACGAAAAUAUCUCGCGUGGACUUGCUCUACCAGUUUGCGUAGUUCUCAGUGAGAAACGUCGAACACGCUCAUUCGUUUAUAUUUUGUGUCGUUUGUUUAUCAUUGUGAGGUCAUUUGACACAGGGAGCUAAUUUAUACGAAGUGACGUCGACAGAAGAGAAUCGCUCGUUUCAGGAAAGUCGUCUCUCGUUUUGCGGUUCGUCAAGGGGCAGUUCCACGAGUAUCAGGAGUCGACCAUAGGAGCCGCUUUCCUCACACAAACUGUAUGUUUUAAAAAUCGAAAACCGAGAAAUACAAUGAGAAAUUUUGGAAUGUAAAAAAGAACACUUUUGUCUGAAAAUUUCAAUUAAAGGAAAUUAAAUGUUUCCCAGGUGUGCCUCGAUGACGCGACGAUCAAAUUCGAGAUCUGGGACACUGCUGGACAGGAGAGAUACCACUCCCUGGCGCCAAUGUACUACAGAGGAGCCCAGGCGGCCAUUGUCGUCUACGACAUCACCAAUCAGGAGUCGUUCCAAAAGGCCAAAAACUGGGUGAAGGAGCUGCAGCGGCAGGCGUCGCCGAACAUUGUAAUGGCGUUGGCCGGCAACAAGGCCGACGUGGCCAACAAAAGAACUGUUGAGUACGAGGAAGCGAACGCCUACGCCGAGGACAACGCCCUUCUGUUCAUGGAGACUUCUGCCAAGGUAAUCUAAUUUCUUUGAAAGUUAUUGAAGAAAAAGUAAUUCUUCUCGUUCGCAGACAUCGAUGAACGUGAGUGAUAUCUUCAUGGCUAUCGCGAAGAAGUUGCCGAUCGGACCGCCACAAGGAGAGACGGCGGGAACUGUCGACAUGAACCAGCCGCAGCAGCAGCAGAAGGGCUCCUGCUGUAAAUAG